UCACCAACAGGUGGCGUAGUAAACUAGAGUUUGCGCGAUAUAGGCUACGCUGAGGUCGCCCAUUGGUUGUUUGUCAAAGAGAAAGAAAACCUGUUACACUUUACCUGGACACGGUGUGGACAUGAAAAGCCAACGAGAACUUUAAUCGACAAUAUUCUGUCGGGCAAACCAUGAGUUUACGGAUAGGCUACGAUAGAGCUCAGAGCGCUUACUGAAGUCAAACAUGAUGAAGAAGGGAGCUAUGCAGAAGAGCAAGCAGUGGAAUGUGAAGGGAGCCUUGCGGCUGGCGGGUGUCUUUCACUUCCUCCAUUCCUGUGGCUCCGGUUGCCUCCUUCCCUUCCUGACCCUCUACUUUCGACACCUGGGUCUCAGCGCCACCAUGAUUGGUAUCAUCAUGGCGUCCAAGCACCUGCUUGCUCUGGUGUGGCGCCCGUUCUCCAGCGUCCUCGCCAGACAGUAUGACAAGCGGCGGGUGGUCUUAGUGGGCUCUCUGCUCAGCUCGGCAUUGGUGGUUUUGACUCUUCUGCUCUUCCCGUCCGCAGGAAACCAAGCUGAAAGUGGACGGUGUAAUGCUAGUCGACCUGAUGCUAAUCCCACUGCCAUUUUAGAGAGGACAACGGUCCCAUCGCAAUCAAACGCUACUGUUUACUCAAUAAACCAAACAUCUAUAAGUAGCAAACUCCCUGUUGAAGUUACCACACUUGUAAGCUCCAACUGGUCAGCAAGAGGCCUGAGAUCUUUGAAGAAGCCUGAACAGGAAGAAGAUCCUCACAGUGAGUUCCUUGGGAGCCUAAAAGUUAUGGAUGCCCAGCAUCAGAUGUUCUUUCUGGUUCUCAUUGUGAUGGGUUUGUGGGAGUUAAUGGCUGCCCCGUUGGAGUGGACGGCGGAUGAUGGACUCUACGAAUACUUGGAUUUUGUAGACGCCACCGAUCGCUAUACUGGUGUGAAGGUCUGGAAGCCACUUGGAGCUGCUUUUGGCAGCUGUGUGGUUGGAGUUCUUGUAACCAGCCUGUUUUGUCUUACAGGAACUACACUGGAGUUUUACUGCUACACUGUAUUUAUGAUCCUAACCAUCCCCACAGCUGCACUGCUACCUAUCUACCUCCGCAAGCGUGAGCGGCCCACUAGUGGAGGGUUUAAGGCACUACAAUUGGUGCAUGGGAGCUUGCAGGCCAUACUUUGUGCCAUCACUGUCAUUCUGAUGGGCAUGGUGAGCUCAGCUGUGUCCGAUUUCCUCUUAUGGCACAUGCAGGACUGCGGUGCAACCGAAAUCCACAUGGGCAUCUCUUUAGCCUUGGCGCACUUAAGCCAAAUUGGCUUGGCUCCAUUUGCUGGGCGUCUCUCCCGGUUUCUGAAGUGCCACGGUUGGUUGCUAGUACUGGCCGUUGUUAGUUUAGCCCUGCAGUGUCUUUACUAUUCCUUCCUGUGGGGCCCGUGGGCUGUUAUACCCGCUCAACUGCUGGCGGGCUUCAGCACAGGCGCCCUCUGGUGGUCCGUAACAUCGCAAAGUGAAGACAUCGCCACUCCCGACACCGAAAAGACCAUUUUAAGGCUGUUUGAGGUGCUUUCUCUGGAGUUGGGAGCGGCGUUUGGCAGUCUAGUGGCUGGGUUUGUGGUGCAAAAGUUUGGGGUCCAGGUGCUUUUCCAAGGCACGGCAGUCACUCUGGCUUUGUGGAGCAGCGCUCUUGCCGUACUCAAGUGGAAGAUUCCUCGGCAGCGCCGGAUAAACUACUCACGCCUGCUGGCCGCUGACACAGAGAUGAGCGAGUCUGAGUCAGACCAGGAGAAAGACUGGCUUGAGACAGCUAUGGAAGACGACGCCAGAGGAAAUAACAAGUGGACAGUGGAUAAAUCUUAAUCAAUGGAAGCAAAGAGUGACUUAUUAACAGAGGGCAAAUUAAAAGAACCAAGAGUGAAAUAACACUGAAACUGUUCAGUACACUGAAAAUAAUUAUUUUCUUACUUUGUAUUAUUGUCUUGUUUUCCAUUACAAAAAAAAAAAGAUGCAUUUACUUGAGAGGUAAUGACAUAACCAAUGACAUAAGUUUUGUUUUCUAAUAUAAUGC
This is a messenger RNA of Cyprinus carpio (common carp), 2066 nucleotides long. RefSeq names its product major facilitator superfamily domain-containing protein 6-like. NCBI's taxonomy places the organism in Eukaryota, Metazoa, Chordata, Actinopteri, Cypriniformes, Cyprinidae. The record is from RefSeq and is a predicted model, not a curated record. Gene Ontology annotation, cellular component: membrane.